Messenger RNA from Meleagris gallopavo (turkey), 329 nucleotides. Lineage: Eukaryota; Metazoa; Chordata; Aves; Galliformes; Phasianidae. The record is from RefSeq and is a predicted model, not a curated record.
UCCAUGCCUGCAGGCCGUGGCGGUGCUUCCAUCUACGGCAAACACUUUGAGGACGAGCUGCACUCCGAGCUGAAGUUCACCGGUGCCGGCAUCCUGGCCAUGGCCAACGCAGGGCCAGACACCAACGGCAGCCAAUUCUUCAUCACGCUGGCGCCGGCGCAGUGGUUGGAUGGCAAACACACCAUCUUUGGGCGCGUGUGCCAAGGCAUCGGCGUGCUGGGCAGGGUGGGCAUGGUGGAAACCAACGCACAGGACCGACCCCUGGAUGAUGUGAAAGUCCUCAAAGCUGUCCCUGCUGGGUGACACGGGGAAUAAAAGUGUGCACGGUG